AUGCAGAUACCUAUCAAGAUACCAGGAGGACCAGGCCAGUGUCCGGAGUGGGCUAUCAUUGACCUCCAGGGAGGGUUGGAGACCAGAAACAACGUUUCUCUCAAUGGACGUUUCAUUGGUGAUCUUCAUUUUACACACAAGAAUGUUCCUGUACUCAUCAUAGGUCAUCAUAUUCUGUAUGGAAAAUUAUGUGAUCUUGAGAAACCGUUUGCUGUGCUGACAAAGAAACACUCAGACAAUGAUGAAAUGCCAGAUCAGAAUAGCACAGAUCAGUUACAUACAGACAUUCAUUAUCUUGUGAAGGCUAUCAUACGAAAAAGACUUCUGUUUAAAACACGGCCAAAACCGAUUAUUGCUAAUGUGCCUAAGAAAUUGUGA
Messenger RNA from Ylistrum balloti, 378 nucleotides. RefSeq names its product chromosome transmission fidelity protein 8 homolog. The coding region runs from base 1 to 378 and encodes 125 amino acids. Gene Ontology annotation, cellular component: Ctf18 RFC-like complex. Gene Ontology annotation, biological process: mitotic sister chromatid cohesion. NCBI's taxonomy places the organism in Eukaryota, Metazoa, Mollusca, Bivalvia, Pectinida, Pectinidae. The transcript has 3 exons. The record is from RefSeq and is a predicted model, not a curated record.